UGAUCCCCAGAUGUCGCUGGACUCCCAGCAUUGGCGAUUGGCGUCUGGCGGUUAGGUUAGACUCGGACGUGGACCCAAGGUCUGCGGUUGUGAGUAUAGCGAGUACAUGGUUUCAAACUGUUGUUACUUUUAUUCCGAUUUUUGUUUAACCCAAAAGAAUCUGUGUUAAUUAGUAGAAAUCUUAUUUUAUAACUUGAAAGACCCUGUGUACUGGCAAAGAUGGAAAAGCCACAGAAGAUGCCCAAAGUGGCCAAGGUCAAAAACAAAGCUCCGGCCGAGAUUCAGAUAACGGCCGAGCAACUGCUCCGAGAGGCUAAAGAACGAGAUUUGGAAAUCUUACCACCGCCUCCUAAGCAAAAAAUCUCUGACCCACACGAGUUAGCCGACUAUCAACACCGGAAUCGCAAAGCUUUUGAGGAUUCGAUUAGGAAGAAUAGGUUAUCCAUAGCAACAUGGAUAAAAUAUGCUCGUUGGGAGGAAAAUCAAAAACAAAUAGAAAGAGCUCGGUCGAUAUACGAGCGAGCACUAGAUGUAGACCACAGAAACAUUACUCUGUGGCUAAAGUAUGCAGAAAUGGAAAUGCGGAAUCGUCAAGUAAACCAUGCAAGAAACCUGUGGGACAGAGCUGUAACCAUAUUGCCAAGGGUGAAUCAGUUCUGGUACAAGUAUACGUAUAUGGAGGAGAUGCUAGAAAAUAUAGCAGCAGCCAGACAAGUAUUCGAGAGGUGGAUGGAGUGGGAACCACAUGAGCAGGCAUGGCAAACGUAUAUCCACUUUGAACUGAGGUACAAAGAGCUCGAGAGGGCAAGACAAAUCUAUGAAAGAUUUGUUAUAGUCCAUCCGGAUGUGAAGCACUGGAUUAAAUACGCGCGAUUCGAAAAGAAUCACGGCUAUAUAAACGGAGCACGCAAUGUAUACGAGCGAGCUGUUACAUUUUUUGGUGAUGAGAACCUUGAUGAAAGGUUGAUCAUUGCCUUUGCCCAAUUUGAAGAAGAGCAAAAGGAGCACGAUAGAGCCCGUGUAAUAUAUAAGUAUGCCUUGGAUCAUAUUCCCAAGGAAAAAACUCAAGAAAUUUAUAAGGCAUAUACGAUUCAUGAGAAAAAGUAUGGAGACCGUUCUGGAAUCGAAGACGUGAUUGUUAGUAAGAGAAAACACAAGUAUGAGCAGGAAGUGAAUGAAAAUCCAAAAAAUUAUGACGCCUGGUUCGAUUAUCUUAGGUUACUUGAAUCGGAGGGAAAUGUUGAGAUUGUAAGAGAAACAUACGAGAGAGCCAUUGCAAAUGUACCUCCAACUGAGGACAAGGAAUUUUGGAGAAGAUACAUUUACCUUUGGAUCAAUUAUGCAUUGUACGAAGAACUUGAAGCAGAAGAUGUAGAAAGGACGCGUCAAGUUUACAAAGUGUGUUUAGAAUUAAUACCACACAAAAUCUUUACGUUUUCAAAAAUAUGGCUGUACUAUGCACAGUUUGAAAUCAGGCAGAAGAACCUACAAGUUGCGAGGAAAACAUUGGGCCUUGCUCUUGGUAUUUGUCCAAGAGAUAAAUUAUAUCGAGGCUACAUAGAUCUCGAAAUUCAACUCCGCGAGUUCGAGAGAUGUAGGAAGUUGUACGAAAAAUUUCUCGAGUUUGCUCCUGAAAAUUGCACCACAUGGAUGAAGUUUGCAGAGCUUGAAGGAUUUUUAGGUGAUACGGAAAGAGCCAGGGCCAUUUAUGAAUUAGCUAUAAAUCAGCCAAGACUGGACAUGCCUGAAGUUGUGUGGAAGUCAUACAUAGACUUUGAAAUAAGUCAAGAAGAGCCUGAAAGGGCAAGGAAUCUAUACGAAAGACUGUUAGAAAGAACAAUGCACGUUAAGGUUUGGAUAGCUUAUGCGAAAUUCGAAAUGCUGAAUACCGAGGAAGGCAUUGAUAAUGUAUCAUUAGCUAGAAGAAUUUAUGAAAGAGGAAACGAUUCAUUAAAAGCUAGUGCUUCAAAUGAAAGCCGUGCACUGCUUUUUGAAGCGUGGGCGGACUUUGAGAAAGCCCAUGGAGAUGACGAUAGCCGAGCUAAAAUUGCUGCCAAAAUGCCUCGUCGGGUCAAACAGAGGCGACGAGUAAUUGCCGAAGACGGGACCGACGAUGGCUGGGAAGAAGUAUUUGAAUUCAUCUUCCCUGAAGAUGAACAAAAUAGGCCGAAUUUGAAGAUUCUCGCUUCAGUUCAGGCAUGGAAAAAAGAAAAGGCCGAAAAGGAGGCAAGGGAGAAGGAAGCUGAAAAACAACGUGAACAAGAAAAAGAGACCGAAUGAGGAUGGAAGAGGAGACAAUAAUAUUUGUGUACAGAGAAUAAAAAAUUUUGCGUACAAGACUGUAAAUAUAACUUAUAAGGUGUACUCAAAAAUAAGUGUGUUGGAACGUUAUUUUGUAUGCUCAUUGAUGCCCACUAUGAUUAUGACGUUCGUUAACGAAUGGUAGCGGGUGGACGUAAAUCAAGAUGUUGAUUUUAACUUUGAAUAAUUUAUUUUAAACGUAUAAAAGCCAGAUAUAAAA
Molecule: messenger RNA, 2521 nt
Organism: Nasonia vitripennis (jewel wasp)
Lineage: Eukaryota; Metazoa; Arthropoda; Insecta; Hymenoptera; Pteromalidae
Gene: crn
Product: protein crooked neck
Exons: 5
Coding region: 220-2280 (686 amino acids)
Biological process (GO): spliceosomal complex assembly; mRNA splicing, via spliceosome
Cellular component (GO): post-mRNA release spliceosomal complex; precatalytic spliceosome; Prp19 complex
Molecular function (GO): protein binding
Source: RefSeq, a predicted model, not a curated record